Messenger RNA from Orbicella faveolata, 1527 nucleotides. RefSeq lists its product as uncharacterized. Gene Ontology annotation, biological process: activation of GTPase activity; nucleocytoplasmic transport. The record is from RefSeq and is a predicted model, not a curated record. NCBI's taxonomy places the organism in Eukaryota, Metazoa, Cnidaria, Anthozoa, Scleractinia, Merulinidae. Gene Ontology annotation, molecular function: small GTPase binding; GTPase activator activity. Gene Ontology annotation, cellular component: nucleus; perinuclear region of cytoplasm; cytosol.
AUGGAUGGACAACUUGCACCCAGGGUCAUCGAUGAUAUUGCGUUCAACCCGAGAAAUCGAUGGCGAUUUACACAAGAUCUCAUCACCAAGUGCUGGAGAAGACUGAUGAAGGAAUACCUGACGACCCUGAACACUCGAAACAAAUGGGAUGAGGAGAAACGCAACAUUGCUCCCGAGGACAAGGUCCCGAUGGUGGAUCCCGGCAACCCACGAUUGCAUUGGCCUUUGGGUCGAAUUCAAGAGGUUUUUCCUGGCCCUGACAGGAUGGAGUCAAAAUCAUCGAGCUUCUCCCAGGAAUCCAGUGGAGGAGAAUUUCAAGAAAAUAGUGGAGCACAAUCAUCAUCAAGAAGAUUACAGGUUACUUUCCUGGCAUCAGAAUGGAGAUCAAGUAAAGGAGGACUUUCCACUUUAAACAGAGAGUUGGCAGUAGACGUUGCAAAAAGUCCUGAGGUAGAGGUCACCUUCUUUGUUCCACGAUGCAACGACGAUGACAAGAAAGCAGCUCUUGGCCACAAAAUUAAUCUUGUUAAAGCAAAAAGGCUGGUUGGUAUGGAUGAGUUGGCAUGGCUUAACUUUCCACCAAGUGAUUUACAAAUUGACAUAGUUGUUGGUCACGGUGUCAAGCUCGGUCCUCAAGCACAAGUUAUACGAAAGUCACACCAAUGUAAAUGGGUUCAGGUUGUCCAUACUGCCCCUGAAGAACUUGGGAUGUAUAAGACAUAUUCGAAUCCAGUAUCAGUGAAUGAAAAAAAGCGUGAAAUGGAAGUCGCACUUUGUAAAAUGGCUGACUUAGCUGUUACUGUUGGACCCAAAUUAAGUGAGACUUUUCGCGCUUACCUUCGUGGCUGCAAGAAAGAUCAAAUGGUCGUUGAAUUUACUCCCGGAAUUUUGGCUGAGUUUMCUGAAGUCCACCAYGURGUUGAUGAAAGGAAAAAAUUCCGAGUUCUGGUUUUUGGGCGUGGCGAUGACGAAGAUUUCGAAUUGAAAGGAUUUGACAUUGCAGCCAAAGCUGUUGCUACCUUAGAUGACACACAUCUUAUUUUUGUUGGUGCACAAGAUGGAAAGCAAGAUGAGGUUAAACGUCGUUUGCUCAAGUGUGGCAUCCUUUCUCAGCAUCUAACUGUUAGAAGUUAUUUACAAAGCCGGGAGAGUUUGAAAAACUUACUUUGCGAAGUAGAUCUUGCAAUCAUGCCUUCGAGAACGGAGGGCUUUGGUUUGACAGGUCUUGAAGCCUUGUCAGCUGGUCUGCCAAUUCUUGUCAGCAGAAACUCCGGAUUUGGAGAAGCGUUGAGAAAGGUACUAUAUGGCUCAUAUUUUGUAAUUAAUUCAGAAGAUCCCGACGUAUGGGCAAAAGCCAUCAAGGAUGUCCAGGACAAAGACAGUUUUGAUCGUCUUCAGGAGUCUGAGGGAUUGCGUGCGUCAUACGAGAAGAAGUACAGUUGGGAAAGCCAAACUAAAUCUCUCAUUAGUAAGAUGUUCAGCAUUACUCAAGGUGUGAAUAUUUUCAAUAUCAACUUUGUUUUUUAG